CCUGAUUGUGAUCCCAUAAUAUCACAGACUUAGCAAAAUCAACUUUGAUUUCAACUGCAGCAGUAGGUAAAGGAAGAUAAGGCCCCAGACCAUAGCAUGUUUUAUACAUAUUUAUACAUGUAUGUGUGUCUGUGUAUAUACAUAUAUAUUUGGUUAUACAAACAUGAAUUUCCAUUAAUAUCCCUCCUACUACAUUCCCUUGUCAAAGGAAAUUCCCCAGUUCAGAAGCUGGACUCCAUGAUCCUUGGGAAUCCCUUUCAACUCAGUGUAUUCUGUGAUCUGAUGAAAUUGAAUGUAGAAAAAGGAAAAUUCCCUUCACCUAAGACAUUAUAAAUUUGAUUGGUUUGAAAUAAUUUAGGUAAUUGUCUUGCAAAGAUAAGUAACAUAAUGGUCUACCCCACAUACUGGUGCAUUCUUUACACAUUCAGCACGAUUUGUACAGCAGAGGUUGUCAGCAGUGAAGUUGGAUGCCUACUAUAGAAAGCUGUUUCCAGAGGGCAGGUGGCAGCAGAAAGGGUUAAUGCAGUCCUGGCCUGUCUCUGAUGGAGGAAUGGGGACUGAGAGUGGGUGAUAGCAGAUGGGAGGCUCGGUGCUACCCUUCCACUGCGUGUCUCAAACUGAGCCAAGCAGGUUGCCUCCCCCACCUUCUCCAUCAGGGUCAAAGCUGCUGCCCCACAGCCCGAUCUGGCUGUCCCUUGUAAACCCACUCUGCUCCUCUGGGAAAGCACACAGUCGGUUGUAGUGGGCUGAAGGGUGACUGAUGGAUCUACAGUCCUCUCCACUCCAUCCCUGCAUGACAGAACCUCAAUAAACGCUCCAUUCCAGCUUUCCCAUUCUUUUCCAGCUGAAAAAACAGACCCCUCAACAUCCAUCAUCAACAUCCCCCCCAGUUCAGGUAUCAGCUCUCAGAUCUACACAGUGGGCGUCAUCACCUGGCACCACCUUAUCCUCCUGCCGUGAGGUGCCUUCUGCAGAAAGACAUUCACCAAUGUCAAACUCAGCUGGUCCCAACCGUAGUAACGCCAAAAGAAAAAAAAAAUUAAAAGGGGGGAAAAAAGGUCAAAAAGUCUCCAAACCCAAAAAAAGAAACAUCUUCCAAACUGUUCUGCGAAGGGCGACACCUCCCUGGGCGUUACUGGACGGCAGCCGCAGGCCAGCGAAGCCGGGGAUGGCGCGGAGCAGCCCCGGGUGAGGCUCAGCCUCCCCGGCAGCCGCGGCCCCGCGCCGCUCCUCGCUCCUCAGCGCGGCGGGGCAGGGCGGCGUUGUUGGACGGUGGAACUGCCCGCCGCCGGAGCGCCGGCUCCCUUCUUCUUUUUCUUCUUCUUCUUUUUUUUCCUUCCCUUCCUUUCCCGCCGCCGGCCCCGCGGUGCCUCCCGGCGCGGGCGCGCGGUGCGCUCGUUACCUGGCGCUCGGCGGCGGCUCCUUCCUCACCUGUGCGCGCCUCUGCCAAUGGCAGCGCACCUGGCGGCCGCGCCGCCCAAUCAGCGUGCGGCUCGCCCCUCUCCCCGCUCCUUUAGUGAAAGAAUCCAGCGCCGCUCGGGAAAGUUACCUGUGCGCGCCCGGCCCGGCCGCUCUCCCGUGCCGAGCCCCGCCGGCGCCCCAGCCCCGCCGCUCCCCACAUGCCAGGGGGAGGGGGCUCUACCUGUCCUGCCUCGGCGGCUGGCUGCGGAGCCGGGAGAGGGGGGCAAGGAAAGCAGAAUUACCAGUAGCUCUGGUUCUGCCGUCCCGGGCGUUCACACGCACACCUUCACCUGCACAGACCUGAAAGUCCAGUUCCGCCAGGCAGACGGAGGCACCGGGAAAAGGGGAGAGAGUUCAUUGGAUCAAACAUGUCACAAGAGACGGACAACAACAAUAUGGCAAACGUGUAAGCUACUGAGGCUGGAGAUUAAUGCUCUUCAUCCCCUGCUCUGUGUAGUGCUGCUGCUGUUACCACUGUGAGGAACUUAAGAGCAGUGCAGAGCAUGCAACCUCAAGUAACAGCACUUGCUCCAUUGCAGUAACAAGCGACUUGUGGCCUUAGUGCCAAAUGACACUUCAUUCAACACCAGACGAGCCUACACCAGUGAAGAUGAAGCCUGGAAGUCGUAUUUGGAGAAUCCCCUAACAGCAGCUACCAAGGCUAUGAUGAGCAUAAAUGGUGAUGAGGACAGUGCUGCUGCUCUUGGCCUAUUGUAUGACUAUUAUAAAGUUCCCAGAGAUAAAAGGCUGUUGUCUGUUAACAAAGUGAGUGAUAAUCAAGAAGACCAAGAUAAAAGAAAUUGUCUUAAUACCACGGAAUCUCAGAAUAACUUAAGUGGGGGAGAGAACCGUGUGCAAGUCCUGAAGACAGUGCCAGUUAACCUUUCCUUGAACCAGGAUCCUUUGGAGUCAUCCAAAAGGGAAUACAACACAAAUGUGUCUGGGAGCUCAACGCCCAUCACAGGGUCCACAGUGACUGUGGUUAAAGCAGAGGAAUUCACCCCUGUUUUUAUGACCCCACAAACACACUAUGCAAGAGGAGAAAAUGAGGAGCACCGAGGAGUUAUCUUUGAACCAUAUGAAGUGUCCAGCAUUGCUCCCCACACAAAUUAUCUUAAAGAUGAUCAGCGUAGUACUCCUGACAGUACCUACAGUGACACCUUCAAAGAUGGAGGAACAGAAAAGUAUCGGAGUGUGUCAGUGGGGGCUGAAGAAUAUAUUUAUGAACAAACAAGCAGCACUUUUCAGUAUACACUAGAAGCCACCAAGUCUCUGCGUCAGAAGCAAGGGGAGGGACCCAUGACCUACUUGAACAAAGGACAGUUCUAUGCCAUCACCCUGAGCGAGACGGGGGACAACAAAUGCUUCCGGCAUCCCAUCAGCAAAGUCAGGAGUGUGGUCAUGGUUGUUUUCAGUGAGGAUAAAAACAGAGAUGAACAGCUGAAAUAUUGGAAGUACUGGCAUUCCCGGCAGCACACAGCUAAACAGAGAGUCCUUGACAUUGCUGAUUACAAGGAGAGUUUUAAUACCAUUGGGAAUAUUGAAGAAAUUGCAUUCAAUGCUGUGUCCUUUACUUGGGAUGUCAACGAGGAGGCAAAGAUUUUCAUCACAGUGAAUUGCUUGAGCACAGACUUCUCCUCACAAAAAGGAGUAAAAGGGCUUCCUUUGAUGAUUCAGAUCGACACUUACAGCUACAACAACCGCAGCAAUAAACCUAUCCACCGAGCCUACUGCCAGAUCAAGGUUUUUUGUGACAAGGGAGCAGAAAGGAAAAUCCGAGAUGAAGAGAGAAAGCAGAACAGGAAGAAAGGCAAAGGCCAGGCAUCCCAAGCCUCAUGUAAUAAUGCAGCUGAAGGGAAGUUGAGUGCACUCCCUCUGCAGAAAAAGAGUGAUAUCACCUUCUUCAAAACAAUGGCUGACCUGGAUUCCCAGCCUGUUCUCUUCAUACCUGAUGUUCACUUUGGAAACCUACAAAGAACUGGACAGGUUUACUAUAAUACAGAUGACGAGAGAGAAGGUAGCAGUGUUCUGGUCAAAAGGAUUUUUCGGCCUGUGGAGGAAGAGUUUGGUCCCUCCCCUUUGAAACAAAUCAAAGAAGAAGGUCUGAAGAGAGUGCUUUUGUAUGUGAGGAAGGAGACAGAUGAGGUGUUUGAUGCUUUGAUGCUGAAAUCACCAACAGUAAAGGGGCUAAUGGAAGCUAUCUCUGAGAAAUACGGGCUGCCAGUUGAAAAGAUUGCAAAACUUUAUAAGAAGAGCAAAAAGGGUAUCCUGGUAAACAUGGAUGACAACAUUAUUGAGCACUACUCCAACGAGGACACAUUCAUCCUGAACAUGGAGAGCAUGGUUGAAGGCUUCAAGAUCACACUGACAGAGAUCUAGCUUCAGGCAGAGCCUUUCUGUAAGGAACCACAGCAUUUCAUCCUUCUUGGAAACCAGAUUCCCCAUGAAGUUGACAGACAUUGAUUAGAGAAACUGUUACAAGACUGCAUUGAAAAUAUUGUCCAUUCUGCACAUGUGCACCCACUGCAGAUAGACUUGGGUUUGUCAAGCACAAGACCACAUGAACCUGGUCCCUUAUUUAUUGUUCCCUACUCACUAGUGUUCAAACAGUUACCAGCCCCAAGAUUUGUAACCAGAUGAUCCACUGCAAAUGUGAAAUGCAGCAUUUUUAUCCAUACUCAGUGUGGAUAAGCUUAUUCUAAAGCAUGUUCUGUAACUAUGCUGGUUUAAUUUCAGAAAUCUGAUAUGAAUCACUUUACCAGUAGUUGUUUCUGUCAUUGCUAAAAAUCUGUUGCAGUGCUAAAGAUGGGCAAAGUGGCUGACAGUUCACUUGCUCAGACUGAUCCAUAUAUCUUUAUACUGUAUAGUCUUGCCAAAUACCUCUGGUAGUUCUCAGCACGUAGCAAUGAGGACUUGUAAGUAUGGCAUUCAUCUACAAAUGUCACUUGUAAGUAAAUGGUAAAGAAACCAUUUUAACCUUGUAUAUAAUGUUUAUAAUAUGCAAUAAUAUAUUUUAACUACUGUAUGUGGGCAUGUUUACUGCCACUAUGUUUUUAUAUGUAUUUGGUUUAGGGCUUAAUAGAAUCUUUCCUAGAGGAUUAAAUUGCUGCAAUCUGUUAAGGAGUGUGUACUGAGAAGCUGAUAACUGAAUCUGUACUCAUAUGCUCCAUGCUUGCUCACACAGUUAUAUAUUGAAAUAUUAGAGCAGACUCUGCUUCUGGAUCUUGGAUUCUCUGGAACAAUGGAGCCCACUUAGGUACCCAAGUCCCAGCUGUAGAUACCUGAGUCUCCCACCCAGCUGUAACAAAAUCCAAGAGAUGCUGCAUGUCUGCUGCCUGGUUUGCCUAGAGGUGCAGAAGGGACUUCUUCCUGGUUGUCUUCCUUUGAUGAAAUAGAAGCUCCUAAAGUGGCCUUUUCUCAAACCUGUGGUGGGAAGGUUCUUUCUGCAGCAGUCUGUGCAUCAAAGCAUUCCUCUAGACUGUAAGAAACAGGACUUCAGACUCUUCCUUUUAAGUGUAUUUGCUCUCGUAUUUCCAUUGAAUGAUUCUGUUGUGAUUCCCAGGACACUUGGGUGAUAUAUAAACCUGGGCUUGAUGUAAAUAUUUUGCCAAAACUGGAACAAUUUUUUUCCAGUGGAGACUGAAUAUCUCACAGCUGAGGUGUGAAGAUUGGUCUCUCUCUCAAGGGCUGCAUCUGAACCCAAGGUGAACUACGUGAUUAUUCCAUUAAAUUCCACACCCAUCUUACGAAUCCUGUGAAGAGAUAAAGUUGUGCAGGCUAAAAUCAUACCAGGAAAGGGGUUCAAGGCCUGAAUGUCUAUGACAUCCAAACCCAGCACCUCUCUCUCUCCAUUCCAGCUCCUCUGGCUGUUGUAAAGAGCUACUCACUUAGCAUAUAAUUCCGUGAGUUUCAGUUGCAUUUUAUUCUGUAUUCACUGCACAUGUGUCCUGUGUGACAGACAGAAAUGUGGGUCCUUUCCUACAUGCAGUCUUUAUUCUUUUCCUUCUAAAACCUUUUCUCUUUAGUCACACAACCUUUAUUAUUUGGUGGUUAGUUUAACAGGGCUUAUGUAGUAUUUUGAGCUGUGUGGAGCUAUUUACAUCAAGCAAAGUAGCUGGGAUAACUUAGCAGUCUGAUUUGGCCAUAUCUGCAUGAAUUGUCCUGUAAGUUCUUUCACACUUUCUUAACUUUAUUAGCAGUAGCAUCCCAUUAAAAUAUCUUCCUUUAAUGUAUAUGUUAGGUACAUGUCAAGGUUUCUGUGGGACCAGAAACUGUAAAAGGUUCAGGCUGGUAGCAUCAGUGCUAACAUACCCAGAAUCUACAUAUGCUUGUAAAGCAAAGAGUGUAUUCUGUCUUUCUCCUGGCCUUUUCUUUUGUCAUGCACUCUUUCCCCUUCUGGUGCAGAGUUCUGUUGUAAUUUCCUUAACUUCAUAUAAAAAUGCACUCCAGCAAAGAUGCUCUUGCUACCCUGCUCAAGAGCAAACAUCCUGGGAAUACAAGAGAUUUAUCAUGGUUCAGUUUGUUUCUAUUUGGCUCAGACUGAGAUAAAAAGUCUUUGCUGACUUAUCCCAGAUAUUUUUUUCUUAAAGAAAAAAAAGGACAAUUUGGACAGGAGGCAUUAGGAACUGGGACCAGCACAUUGGACUGGUGAGCAAUACUGUUAUUUCUUGUAUUUCUCUGUUGGUGUCUCUUAGCUGGUCAAGAUAUCUGGACAGAAGCUUCAGGUGAAGCAAAGGAGUAAAUAUAUGCAGAAAUUGACCCUGGCUCUGCUCCCAACAAACCUGCUGUCCAAGGGAAUGCCUGUGGCACCUGGGGCUGGCCUGGGUUGGAAUGUGCUGCAUUGAGAAAGGCCAGUGAGAAUUUAGGGAUCAUGGAGAAGGACAGGCUGUCCUGGCAGCACCAGCAUUUAGGUUAAGGGGGUGGUUUGUCUUACAUUUGGGUCGAGAUGAGCUGAGAUCUGUUGGGUGCUGCAGCAUCCUGUGAUGAGGAGCAGAGUAGGAUCAGAGAGAAGUACAAUGCUCCAAGAAUACUGGGGCUUAAAGACAUAUCUUUCCAUUGUCAUUUUAGGAGCUUUCAGUCAGCCACUGUCCAGAAAAGGAAAGUUGCUUCUAAGAUUAACUGAAAGCCAUUCUAAAUACAUCUUAAAGUGUGCAAAUUCCUGGUAGUGGAAAGCUGAUUCCUGCCCUUAGUUCCUUCUUACUUCUCAAUGAAGUUAUCAGGAAGGGUGGCUAGAUUGGUGAUAAGAUUAUUUUAAAACAACAACUAGAGCUAGGUAAGGAUGGUUGCCCUUAACUUAUCUGCCAGGGUCUGAGGGCUUUGUUUCUCUGCUCCAGAGGCAGGUGCAUCACAAGCACUAAGGCUGAGUAUCCAUGCCACACCUCUUCAGUUGUUAUAGCAGCAGCUGCUGGAGGAGCACUGACUCUUGGAUCCUGGUUGAGGCAAGCUGUGAGCUCUCAGGGUUCACCUUGCUGCUCAAAUCAGCCCAUCAGAGUGGUGGGGAAGGGGCAGUAUGAGUAAAACAAACUUCUGAAGCAGCAGUGGCUGCCUUGUGUCCUGCUUGACUCAAAUGUCCUGAGGAGUACAUAGUGCUUACAUGUGUAUUGUUUAAAAUAUGCAUGCUGCUUCUCUUUGAUAAAAAAUAUUGAUUAAUGCUGGAUCUUCCAAAUAUUAUGAGUUAAAUGGAAGUAGGAUUUGGCUACUGUUCAGCAGGGAACAGGAAUAUCUGCCUCACCUCCUUUUGUCUCUUUGUGGCACUGCUGUGGUUGUUUAUUUAAAGGAACAAAAUUCUCAUUUCCUUUUCUUCUUCAAGACAGCAGUUUUGAUUCUUAACUAGUGCAGCCUGAAGAGUGGCUUGCUGCUCAGUGCAUUUUCCCUAUGAAGAGUUAUAGCACUGCAGUGUCUGUAGAUGCUGUUUUGAAAGACUCUGAAAGAGAGGUACAAAAAGGAGAACAUACUUCUAAUUUUGGUUCCUGCUGCAGAUUUGGCACUUUGUCCGUCCAUUUGAUGUUCUAUUAUGAAAUCCCAUUCAAAUUCUAGUUCUUUCUCACAGUCAGGUGCUGAUAUCCCCAAAAUAAAGUGCAUCCUUUGAGUGAAGCUUUGUGGAUGCACGGUGAUAACUCCAUCAAGACAUUUUGGAGGAUUAUUACCACUGACUGUAAACAACAAAGAAAAUAAUGUUUUUUCCUGUGUGUCCUCUCUCACAAAGUUUUUGGUCAAUGGAAUUCAGAGAUCAAAUAUCUUUCUUAUAUAUUUUUCUCUUUCAUUCUAUGAAUUGUUUAAAUGUAAAUUAAUUCAAACAAUUAGUAAAAUCUAAACUCUCUAGCUGUUGGAGAUGCUGUAUAUUGUUUGAAGUUGAACUGGAAAGAAGUAUCUUAUUACUUAUAAAAUGUAAAGCUUAUUAAAUGUUUAUAUGCUCUUCCAUUUCCUAUUAAUUGAGACAAGAUACAAACAAGAAUGUUUGUGCCAAAGAUUGUGACAAGCCGUCUUACUGGCAAACAAGGAAACAAUGUAUAAAUAGUGUGCUUUUAUAUUAAGAAUAUAGCUCAUGUAACUUAAUAGUGUUGCAACUGGGAGAGGGGUUUGAUAAGCUGUAAAUACAGGUAUUUUAUUUUUUGUACAUUUUUAAGAAGGAAAAAAAUAAAUAUUCCUAUGUAUGACAUAAUA
This is a messenger RNA of Oenanthe melanoleuca, 8124 nucleotides long. It is a transcript of the gene GRHL2, whose product is annotated as grainyhead like transcription factor 2. The record is from RefSeq and is a predicted model, not a curated record. The transcript has 17 exons. NCBI's taxonomy places the organism in Eukaryota, Metazoa, Chordata, Aves, Passeriformes, Muscicapidae. Gene Ontology annotation, cellular component: nucleus. Bases 2125 to 3840 code for a protein of 571 amino acids. Gene Ontology annotation, molecular function: RNA polymerase II cis-regulatory region sequence-specific DNA binding; DNA-binding transcription activator activity, RNA polymerase II-specific. Gene Ontology annotation, biological process: brain development; regulation of transcription by RNA polymerase II; neural tube development.